Messenger RNA from Alnus glutinosa, 630 nucleotides. RefSeq names its product F-box protein At4g35733-like. The record is from RefSeq and is a predicted model, not a curated record. The coding region runs from base 1 to 630 and encodes 209 amino acids. Lineage: Eukaryota; Viridiplantae; Streptophyta; Magnoliopsida; Fagales; Betulaceae. The transcript has 3 exons.
AUGGCUCUUGCUUCCCAGAUUGUGUCUUCCUUGCAAAGCACUCCAGCUGCAUGGCUCAUGCAUCCCAGCAACGAAAACGACGACGAUACUCCUACCCGUUGCUUUCUCAACCUAAGAGAGCAAAACCUUUACAAUAUCAAAAAUGUCUUCGAGCCUCUCAUUGAUGCUUGGAAUUUGACUAUGGUGGUAAUCUACAGAACCCCAUCAAAGCUUGCGUUUUGUAUGCAUGGCGACAACACUUGGACCAACCUUGGUAGCACUGGCACGCGUGCAGACUAUUCCGAUAUCAUCUGCUACAACAAUCUGCUUCAUGCGUUGACAGACAGUGGUUCAGUUGAAGUGUGGGAUUUUCUCAGCCGCCCUCCCCUAAAAAUCACAAAUUUUGGACCCUCUGGAUCAACUGCUGACCUUCUUGAUACAGAGGCUACUCACCCUUUGGUUUGUCCAUACCGAACAAAGCAAUUCCACGUCUAUAAAUUAGAUGGCAUUCGCAGCAUAUGGGAGAAGGUGGAGUAUUUACCCGACAGAGCAAUGUUUUUGGGCGGAAAUCCAUAUCUGUCGCUCUCCAUUACGGAUCUUCGAGGUUGUGAAUCGAAUACUAUUUACUUCACCGAUGAUAACCGGGAUUAG